Messenger RNA from Penicillium mononematosum, 636 nucleotides. RefSeq names its product signal peptidase complex catalytic subunit SEC11 (gene sec11). Gene Ontology annotation, molecular function: serine-type endopeptidase activity. The record is from RefSeq and is a predicted model, not a curated record. Gene Ontology annotation, cellular component: membrane; signal peptidase complex. The coding region runs from base 1 to 636 and encodes 211 amino acids. The transcript is spliced from 4 exons. Lineage: Eukaryota; Fungi; Ascomycota; Eurotiomycetes; Eurotiales; Aspergillaceae.
AUGCUAUCCUCCCUUUCCUCCAGCAUCACAAAUGCUCGGCAAUCAAUCGCACAAGUGUUGAACUUUGCGCUCGUUCUUUCCACCGCUUUUAUGAUGUGGAAAGGCCUCUCGGUUGUGUCCGCAUCAAGCUCUCCAAUAGUUGUGGUUUUAUCCGGUAAACAAAGCUAUUCACAAUGGUAUGGGCACAGCUCACAUUCCCUCACUACAGGAUCGAUGGAGCCCGCGUUCCAACGUGGUGACCUGCUCUUUCUCUGGAACCGAGACACGAGGACGGAGAUCGGAGAAGUUCUCGUUUAUAAUGUUCGAGGAAAGUCCAUUCCGAUUGUCCACAGAGUUGUUCGCACUUUCCCUGAGGUAGAAGGACGUGCGAGUGCAAAGAAGGUGAAGGAAAUUACAGUGGGCACAACACCUAACUCGCAUAUGCUCCUCACCAAGGGUGACAACAAUUUGGCCGAUGAUACUGAGCUGUACGCUCAAGACCAGGAUUAUCUUGACCGGGCCGAGGAUAUUGUUGGCAGUGUCCGUGGCUACAUUCCUAUGGUUGGAUACGUUACUAUCAUGCUCAGCGAGCACCCCUGGCUCAAGACAGUGAUGCUUGGACUUAUGGGACUGAUGGUGAUGAUUCAGAGAGAGUAA